UUCUUCUUCUGGGUAUUCCUUAAACCUCUCCCAGUUUCAUUUUCUCUUCCAAAAUUCUAUUAAAGAUCACUUUUUUUAAUUUUACCCUUUUUUAUAUCAAGUUUUUUUAGCUUCUCUUUUUCAUUUCAUGGUGUUCAGCUUUGUUUUUACAAGGUUUGUGAAGAAGAGAUAAGAUAAGAAGAUGGUUAUUGAUGGGUAGUAGACGUAGAAUUGUAAACGUGAGCAGUGAAAACACUGACAAAGUUGUUAACGGGAUGCCAAGCUACGCUCCUCCAUUGCCUCCUAAUUCCAUGGGCAUGGAAGGAACUAAUAUUCAUCCUUCUCGAAUUUCUGAAUUUGGAGCCCUUGAACAAUCUCUUGGAUUUCGUGUUGAGGAUGCCAUGAAUCUGAGCAGAAAUCCAGUGUUUAAUCAAAUGAAAUCAAAUAGCCAAGCUUUAGGUGCCGAUAUUCAAUUUGGUGCUUUAAGUAAGUCAAUUGCAAACUCGGAUAUAAAUCUCUCUGCUGCAAUUGCUGGGUCUCAGACAUUACAAUUACAAAGAGACUCACAGCCAAAUUUGGCUUCAACAUCUGGUGGCCAUCGUGAGAACUGGGGAGAGUCCAACAUGGCUGAUGGAAGCCCUGAUACUUCAACAGAUGAUACAGAAGACAAAAAUCGAAUGCUUGAAAGGGGAGAUUCAAGUGAAAGAUCAAAAGAUAAAUCGGAUCAAAAGACGUUAAGACGGCUAGCUCAAAAUCGUGAGGCUGCCAGAAAAAGCCGACUGAGGAAAAAGGCAUACGUGCAACAAUUAGAGAGCAGUAGGCUGAAACUGACGCAACUGGAGCAAGAGCUACAGCGAGCACGCCAGCAGGGAAUAUUUAUUUCAAGCACAGGAGAGCAGACCCAUUCAAUGAGUGGAAAUGGCGCAAUGGCAUUUGAUGUAGAAUACGCACGAUGGUUAGAAGAGCAUAAUAGGCAAACCAAUGAGCUAAGGGCUGCAAUAAAUUCUCAUGCUGGGGAUAUUGAACUCCGUACCAUUGUCGACAAUUUCAUGACUCAAUUUGAAGAUAUCUACAGGCUGAAAGGUAUUGCAGCAAAAGCUGACGUUUUCCACAUUCUAUCAGGAAUGUGGAAGACUCCAGCUGAGAGGUGUUUCAUGUGGAUAGGUGGCUUCCGCUCAUCCGAACUUCUUAAGCUUCUAGUAAGUCAUUUGGAGCCAUUAACCGAGCAACAGUUAAUGGGCAUCUACAACUUGCAACAGUCAUCUCAACAGGCUGAAGAUGCUCUCUCCCAAGGAAUGGAUGCAUUGCAGCAAUCACUCUCUGAGACAUUAGCUAAUGGUUCACCCAAUCCAUCAAAUUCUUCUGGAAAUGUGGCAAAUUACAUGGGGCAAAUGGCUAUGGCUAUGGGAAAGCUUGGUACUCUCGAGGGGUUUCUUCGCCAGGCUGAUAAUCUGCGGCAGCAAACGUUGCAACAAAUGCUUCGAAUAUUAACAACUAGGCAAUCAGCUCGAGCUCUUCUCGCAAUAAGCGAUUAUUUCUCCCGGCUGCGAGCCCUGAGUUCUCUAUGGCUUGCGCGGCCAAGAGAGUGAAAUGUUUCUAAGCUCUAUUUAUGUUCUUUCAACGUUCUGCAUGAAGCGGGACGUCUUUUUGGGAAUGAAUCCCUGUUGUGAAGAAGAAGCCUAGUUGUGGUGCUUGUAAACAUUAGAUACUAUGAUUUUUCUAUUCUCCUCCACCUACUGCUGGUGUGGUACAACAUUUUUCUUUAAGCUUUUCUAUGCUUUGAAAAAUAGUCUCAAUAAUAAUUUGAUUAUUAUUAUAUAGGUGUAUGAUAGAUAGAGUUGAAGGGGGGAAAAUGUAGAAAUAGUAUUUGUAUUUUAGGUUACAGCUGUUCAUUGUAUUCCAGAAAUCAAGCUUUAUUUGAGGGUUAUUUCCUCUCUUGUAGUUUAUUUUUAUGCUUUAUGGUUUGUGGUUGCACAUUGGUGUAUGUAUAUAUACGUUUUUCUCUUGUUGUAUUGGAAACACAUUACUGACUAGUAGAUCAAUAUGUCUUGUGGCAAAUAUAUUUGUA
Cicer arietinum (chickpea) is the source of this 2047-nucleotide messenger RNA. Its product is annotated as transcription factor TGA2.3-like. Lineage: Eukaryota; Viridiplantae; Streptophyta; Magnoliopsida; Fabales; Fabaceae. Gene Ontology annotation, molecular function: sequence-specific DNA binding; DNA-binding transcription factor activity. Gene Ontology annotation, biological process: DNA-templated transcription; regulation of DNA-templated transcription. The record is from RefSeq and is a predicted model, not a curated record.